Messenger RNA from Chionomys nivalis (European snow vole), 2214 nucleotides. It is a transcript of the gene Ltbr, whose product is annotated as lymphotoxin beta receptor. Gene Ontology annotation, molecular function: ubiquitin protein ligase binding. The record is from RefSeq and is a predicted model, not a curated record. The transcript has 10 exons. The coding region runs from base 287 to 1555 and encodes 422 amino acids. Lineage: Eukaryota; Metazoa; Chordata; Mammalia; Rodentia; Cricetidae. Gene Ontology annotation, biological process: hematopoietic or lymphoid organ development; positive regulation of canonical NF-kappaB signal transduction; immune response.
GUCGAGGCGGCCAAGCCUGUUCCUCUUCCCCGGUCGCGAUUGCGACAGGCCGGCCUCUGCUCCCAGAGCUCCCUGCCCCCGCCCCCGGCCGGCUCUCUCCACUCCCACUUCCUGAGCCCGGCGCUGGAGCCCUGGAGGCCAGGCCCGGCCGCUCCCGGCCCCCGGGGGCACGUCGGCCCAGCCGCCAGGCUUGGGAAGUCGUGGCCAACGCUGCUCAGGACGUCCGGGCUUCCCACCUUCCUCCCAGGCCUCCACCCGGUCUGGUCAGCCGACCCGAAAGGCCGCCAUGCGCCUGCCUGGGGCCUCUCCCUGCGGCCUGGUCUGGGGGCCACUUCUGCUGGGACUCUGCGGGAUCCUGAUGGCAGCCCAGCCCCCGCUGGUGAGGGAGGGGCUAGGUGGGAUGGGCCAGGUGCCCCCGUAUCGCAUAGAAAACCAAACUUGCUGGGACCAGGAGAAGGAAUACUACGAGCCUAAGCAUCAAGUCUGCUGCUCCCGCUGUCCUCCAGGCAAGUUUGUCUCCGCCAUAUGCAGCCACAGCCAAGACACAGCUUGCGAGACUUGCCCCGAUAAUUAUUACAAUGAAUACUGGAACCACCUCUCCAUCUGCCAGCUCUGCCGCUCCUGUGACCCUGUGCUGGGCUUCGAGGAGGUUGCCGCUUGCGCCAGUGAUAGAAAACCUGAGUGUCGCUGUAAGCCAGGGAUGACCUGUGUGUAUAUGGACAAGGAGUGUGUGCACUGCGAGCAACCUGUAGUGUGCCAGCCUGGCACGGAAGCCGAGGUUACAGAUGAAGCUAUGGAUACUGACAUCACCUGUGUCCCCUGCAAGCCAGGAUAUUUCCAGAACACUUCUUCCCCUACAGCCCGCUGCCAACCCCAUACCAGAUGUGAGACCCAGGGCCUGGUGGAGGUGGCUCCAGGCAGCGCCAGCUCUGACACCAUCUGUAGAAAUCCAUCAGAGCCAGGAACAAUGCUGCUGCUGGCCAUUCUGCUGCCACUGGUCUGUCUUCUGCUCUUCAGCACCACCCUGGCCUGCACCUGGAUGAGGCACCCCUCUCUCUGCAGAAAGCUGGGUACUCUGCUCAAGCGGCAUCCAGAGGGAGAAGAAUCUCCCCCAUGCCCCCCUCCAAGAGCCAACCCAGAUUUCCCUGAUCUGGCCGAGCCACUACUACCCACGUCUGGGGACUUGUCCCCAGCCCCUGUUGGACCCCCAGUGACUCCAGUCUUGGAGAAAGUGGUGCUUCAACAGCAGAGUCCCCUGGUCCAGGCUAGGGAGCUGGAGACUGAGCCUGGGGAACACAGCCAGGUGGCCCACGGUGCAAAUGGCAUUCAUGUGACCGGAGGCUCAGUGACCGUCACUGGCAAUAUCUAUAUAUACAAUGGGCCAGUGCUGGGGGGGACACGGGGUCCUGGAGAUCCCCCCACUUCCCCUGACCCUCCAUACCCCACUCCUGAAGAGGGAGCCCCGGAUCCUUCUGUGCUCUCCACACCUUACCAGGAGGAUGGCAAAGCUUGGCAUCUGGCUGAGACAGAGACACUAGGGUGCCAUGCCCUCUGACAGGGCCAAGGAACCUACAUGCUGCCUGAUGCCUGAUGGUAUCUGAGAAAGGCAAGGAGGACAGAGAGUCCAGCACCUUCUCCUCGAGGCUGCUCUACCCACCAGAACUCACAGGGUCUGGAGAGGCUCUGAGAGCAGAAGCCUAAGAGACUAAGCCUCAGACACCUCUUGAGAGCAGAACCGGACACUGGCAAGGCACAGUGCCUGCCCGGGACUCUGACUACUGUCUGAGCCAGCCUGAGACUUUGUGGCGGACCCACCAGUCCCAGAGGCUGCACACAUUGAGCCUCAGACACAGGCGAGGCUUGUGACCCUAGCUGCUGCCCACCAUGCCUCCCUGCCCCUUAAACAUGGCAAAGGAGGGAGCAGGUCACAGGGUCAGUGGCAAGGACAUCCCCGGGACCUUGCAAGGCUUCGUGGUGCUCAUCCUCAACUUUCACAGGCCUUGAGGGCUCAUACCAUGUGGACCAAGACAGACCCUGGGUGAAGAUAAAGCCACGUGGAGGAGCAUCCCUCCCUUGCUCCUGGGGGAGAGGAUGGUGAGACAGUGAGAGUGGGGGUUUGGAUAUCGUUAUCAGGUAUCCAGGAGAACAGGAGAAAAAAUGGCAAGUGUAUUUAUAAAUUGUAACCACCUGCAAAUAAAGUCAAGAUUGAGAGCC